AUGCUGUGGGCAAGUGUAACUCUAGCCUUCUAUGGCUUGCUGCGUGCCAGUGAGUAUCUGGCGCCUUCUAUUCACACGUUUGACAGCCAAAGAGCACUUGUGUGGACGGCUGUCAGUAUUGCACCCGACUCGGUCACGUUGCGGCUGAAAGUCACUAAGACGCGCCAAUCUGGCGACGGUGGAACUGUCACGGUGUCUUCUACUGGCGACGAAACGUGCCCGGUACUGGCAAUGUCCGAAUUCCGGCGCACGACAGCUCAAGCCUGCAGCUCUCAACCUGUGUUCGCUUUUGCUGAAGGGAAUUACCUUACUCCGCCAUGUUUGAACAAGAUACUUCGUCAGGCUCUCAACUGCAACCAGGUGAGCUCCCACUCCAUGCGGAUUGGUGGGGCGACACUCCUGGCGUCCAGAGGUGCAAGUGAAGCGGUGAUACGACGGGCAGGGCGGUGGCGCAGUACAGCUUCUGAGCGCUAUGUUCGGCAAUCGGCCGGCAUGCCACCCCAAUGGACAAGUAGUGUAGCAUCUCUACGUGACAGGGUGUGA
Molecule: messenger RNA, 543 nt
Organism: Sycon ciliatum
Lineage: Eukaryota; Metazoa; Porifera; Calcarea; Leucosolenida; Sycettidae
Exons: 1
Coding region: 1-543 (180 amino acids)
Biological process (GO): DNA recombination; DNA integration
Molecular function (GO): DNA binding
Source: RefSeq, a predicted model, not a curated record